CGAGCAAGACGCAAGUCGGCUAGACUUGUGCCACAGAGUUCGGCCCGGUUAGAUUUGUUAAUGCAAUCGUUCUAUCGCCGUUGCACAUUAUUUUUUACUAAUAAUACUGUACACGUUUAUCCUUUUAACAAAAUGUCUCUAGACAUCGCAGCUAUCGGUGCUCAGAAAGUUAAAGGAAUUCCUAGCGGUGAAUCCGUGGAGCUGAAGAGCAUUUGGCAGGACCAGGACACGGUGAUCAUCUUCUUCAGACGCUGGGGCUGCGUAUUCUGCCGGCUCUGGGCUAAGGAACUUGGCGAAAUAGCCCCGGUUCUGCAGAAGCAUGACAUAAAGCUAGUUGGAGUGGGGGUUGAAGAGAUUGGAUCCAAGGAGUUCAUUGAUGGAAACUUCUUCGAUGGAGAUCUGUACUACGUUGAAGAUCUGGCAACCUACCGCAAUCUGGGAUUCAAACGCUUCAACACCGUCAGCAUUCUGACCUCGCUGCUUUGGAAGCAGUCCAGAGACGCCAUCUCCAAGGGGAAGAGCAUGGACCUUGGCGGGGACCUGAAGGGAGACUGGGUGCAGACCGGGGGGGCGCUGCUAGUCAAGAGGGGGGGAGGGGCGUUGAAACACUUCGUGCAGACCGGCCCGGCCGAGCAUUAUCCGAAUAAGGAUAUCUUGCGGGCGUUUGGUUUGGAGCAUGAGUACAACCCAGAAACCAUGGCCAACAAGAAACCGGAUGAGAACGCUUGCCCGACAGAGUCGAAGCCCUAACUUCAAGCAGCAACUGCACACUAUAUGGGCGGAGCGUCGAUGUAAGCGAAGACGUUUGACACUAUAGUUUUCACAUAUUGGUUAGUACUAAAAAUAUUUGACACGUAGAAAAUUCACCAAAGACACUUAAAUCAAAAAAAAUAUCGGUGACUUUAAAUUUAAAAUUGAUUUUAUUUCGAAAUUAACGAUUGGUUCCAAUCAUAUAACGUGGUUAGCAACUCCCAUAGGUUUGUAUAUGUAGAUGGCGCCAUCAUAGCUUUUUGUAUUAAUAAACGUUUCAAUACAAACUGAUAGACACCGCCAUCAACAAAAUCGGUGCAGCCGUUAUGAUUCUAUAAUGUUUUAAAAAUAUGCGGCCGCCAUUUUGGUGAAUGUCCGCCAUCUUGAAUGCCAAUGGAUGAAAAUUGUGUUUUCUCGGAUGAAAUCAUUCGCAUUGGUCCCUAGUAGGUAUCACUGUGCUAAGUGCUUUCUGUAUAAAGUGCAUUUUUUUCCGUAAGCUCUAUAGCAUUAGAUUUGGCUUAAUGAGUUGGAAUCCAAGCCAAUAAAAUGUGAGAAAAAACAAGAAAAUGACACAUUUCUAAGGUUAAAGUGGGUAAGCGAUGCUGGCGCCAUCUGUUAAGUACUUCGACUAACCCUAAUUGGAUGGAAUUGGAAAUUAAUGAAAAUUAAAUUUCACUAAAAAUAAAAAUAAAAUAUGUAUGUAGAACUGUGUGCUUUAGGUUAUUAUAUAAUAUCGAAAAUUAGGUGUUUAUGUACAUAUGUACACUCUUCGCAGAAUAAAUAUUUUUCAUGGUAAAGAAUGGUAUAGAAAUGAGGAGGCACACUGACGUUUUAUCCCGCCAGGCGGCGCCUGUGCAAGUGUCUAGGCAUGUCACCGUCAUUCAUAUGUGAGAGAGAGAGAAAACAAAUUUAAUAUCAUAUCGCUCUCACGUAUGAAAUUCUUUAUCUGAGCAAUGGACUAAUUGGGUGGCGCCAUCUGUCAUAACCUUUGAGUGUGCCUUCUCAUAGUCAUAUGUUUCUGGUCCAGCUUUACAUAUUUAAACGCCAAAUUAUAACGUUUAUUUAACAUGUAACAAAAUCAACCUUAUCAAAAUCGCUGUUAACUUGACUUGGACUGAAUCUAAUUUAAUAAUAACUAUUUACGGGUUUAAGUAUGGGUAUGUUUAAAAAAGCGGAAAACUAGACAUAAAAAGUGAUUGGGCCAAAAAUCU
Leguminivora glycinivorella is the source of this 1961-nucleotide messenger RNA. Its product is annotated as prostamide/prostaglandin F synthase-like. The coding region runs from base 61 to 750 and encodes 229 amino acids. The transcript is spliced from 7 exons. The record is from RefSeq and is a predicted model, not a curated record. NCBI's taxonomy places the organism in Eukaryota, Metazoa, Arthropoda, Insecta, Lepidoptera, Tortricidae.